AUGCAACCUGUCAAACGUAAAACUCCUUCAUGGGCAUCAACGUCUCCUCAGCCCAAUGCAAGGGCAUCGAGUUCUUCAGGCGUAAAGCAAGAAAUUGGAGAAGGAGGGGAUGUGAAAAGAACAAAACCCAAUGCACCGAUGAUGGUCAACGGUAAACCACUCUACUCAGCGAGUCAUGGAAUGUAUAAGGAUGUUAGAACAGCUGCAUUGGAUCUGUUCCAUCAGCUCAAAAGAGCCUCAACGAUGAGUUAUCACGACGCUUACUUCCGAGUGGAAGAAACUUCGCCCGGAUUAGACGCUACUGCAGCUCUGGAAUUACUGAAAGGAAUGGAACGAGUGGAUUUUAGAGAAGUCAACAAUGUUUUCAUGUAUAUCCCCGAACUAACGCUCAAUAAUCUAUCAGAGAUUCGAUCCUAUAUACGUGUGAACUCAACUCAUACAUCUGGAAUCCCAGUUCGUAAUCUACGAGAAGCGAUGCCAAACGGUAUCGGACCUCUGGGAGAUUUAGAAUCCAAAGGAGACAUCUUAAUUAUGAGAGGUCUCACGGGUGCUUACAAAGAUAUACCUCUACCUAGAUUAGGAAGAAAGAAUCUGAAUGAUCAAGGUAUCAAUGAUGGUGGUGCAACGAGAUGGAAAACUGUUUUUUGGGAUCAUGAGCGAGAAAAGGGUUUAGCAGGGAAAAGGGUCGAUGAUGAAUUCAUCUUCGCUUGGGCAGAUGUACCUAUGGCAGAAACGGAUGAUGUGACGAAACUUCUGGCCGAGCAGGAGCUCACAGCGAGUUCUUCUGUACCUUUCACGACGAAGGUAGCUCCUUCUGGACCAGUCAAGAAGAAGAAGAAGACUACGAGAGCCCUGAAGAUUACCAACACACAUAUGAAGGAGCAAGGUAUCGAUUUCUCCAAGGAUUACGAGAAACCUUCUUGA
Kwoniella shivajii is the source of this 924-nucleotide messenger RNA. RefSeq lists its product as uncharacterized. Lineage: Eukaryota; Fungi; Basidiomycota; Tremellomycetes; Tremellales; Cryptococcaceae. Gene Ontology annotation, biological process: transcription initiation at RNA polymerase II promoter. The transcript has 7 exons. Gene Ontology annotation, molecular function: TFIIH-class transcription factor complex binding. Gene Ontology annotation, cellular component: transcription factor TFIIE complex. The coding region runs from base 1 to 924 and encodes 307 amino acids. The record is from RefSeq and is a predicted model, not a curated record.